Messenger RNA from Nothobranchius furzeri (turquoise killifish), 1272 nucleotides. It is a transcript of the gene mbip, whose product is annotated as MAP3K12 binding inhibitory protein 1. The record is from RefSeq and is a predicted model, not a curated record. Lineage: Eukaryota; Metazoa; Chordata; Actinopteri; Cyprinodontiformes; Nothobranchiidae.
UGAUUAAAAUCACCGUCUCGCAACCAAUGAGCACGCAGUAUUCCAUGAGUUUGAGUAGCAAUGGCGGAGACAACGAAGCAAAGUGAGAGCAAAGCUCCUCCCAGCGAACCAGCUAAAAUGUCCAGUUACAAACACUGCAUGGACGCAAUACUGGGGCUGCUUUCAGACUUUGGGAAAGAGCUGAAAUUAGGGGAUGCUGCUUUGAGAAUAGAGGUCAACCCUGGAGCUGUAGUACUUUCGUCAUCUUCAGAAGCAGGUGUUUAUGGCUGUGUACAGCAGCACAUUGCUAAGUUGCAGGCUGUUUCAGAAAGCCUGAGGUCACUGGUAGAAGCUGAUGUUACAUCUGUGAAGGAAGACACGGCGGAUAACAUUGUCACGUCACUAUCAUCCGAGCACCGGCGUCACAGCUCAGAGGCUGCAGACUGCGGGUCUUCGGGCGAUGACGUCAUGGUUCAGAUCCGAGCCGGGAAGUCAGAGAUCGAGCGAAGAAUAUCUGCAUUUAUGGAAUGCAAGCAGAUGGAGAUCAAUGAAAACAACGUGCGCGAGUUUUGCAACGUGAUCGACUGCAAUCAGGAAAACAGCUGUGCCAGGACGGACGCCGUGUUCACUCCUUACCCAGGCUUUAAAAGCCACAUUAAAGUUUCACGAGUGGUAAACACUUACGGGCCCCAGACUCGUGGCGGGGGGCGCCAGGGAGAGGCUGCAGAGCAUCAUAGGGGGGCAGCUGCAAGAGACUGUGGAAAUGCAGCCAUAGAGGAGCGACUUCAGAACAUGGAGACUCACCUGAAACUGCCGUCAGUGGGUCCGGUUCCUCUGACCGUCUACCAGCGACUGAAGAAGUUGGAGGAUCGAAUCCUGGAGCUGGAGGGACUCUCUCCUGAGUACUUUCAGUCCACGACACAUCUACACAAGCGACUAAAGAUGUCUCCUGCUCAGGCCUGUAGUCUGACAGAGCUGGAUGAGAAGAUCAGCACGGUGAAGGCAGCGCUGCUGAAGAGGAUGAGUGAGUUUGGACCCAGAUUUGGCCCCGAUUGUUCGCUCUGAUGCACAGACAGACACGCCGGAGGUGUUACUCUGGAAGUAAAUGUGCUUUAUUUAAUUAUCCUCACCUGUUAUCACAGUUCUCCAGUAAAAACCAGUGCAAAGAUCUAGUUUGUCUUAGACAAUAAACAGCAACGGUGUCUGUAUUCUGAUUAAUGUAAAUGCUGACUGAUGCUUUUAGUUUGGAGUUUUUAUAAACCAGCAUGUGUAAUAAAACAGUCUGACGCUUCA